Cladocopium goreaui is the source of this 257-nucleotide messenger RNA. The record is from the annotation of a GenBank genome assembly. Lineage: Eukaryota; Dinophyceae; Suessiales; Symbiodiniaceae.
GAACAGCGGAAGCGUCUGUUUCAUCCUUUGCACAAGGGUGCAGUGCACCAAUUCAGGGUGAGAAUCUGGAAUUGGACCGCGUCACAGUGGGGUUCAACCAGAGCACUGGGGAGCGCUUUGUGUUAGAGGAUCGUUGGACGGUAAUGGAGAUGACCAUCCUGAUCGAGUUCGAGGUGAUCCUUCUGAACAUGUUGGAGGUGAUCCUCCUGAACAAGUUUGAGGUGAUCUUUCUAAACAAGUUCGAGCUGAUCCCUAUG